This is a messenger RNA of Ananas comosus (pineapple), 1943 nucleotides long. Its product is annotated as probable protein phosphatase 2C 33. NCBI's taxonomy places the organism in Eukaryota, Viridiplantae, Streptophyta, Magnoliopsida, Poales, Bromeliaceae. Gene Ontology annotation, molecular function: protein serine/threonine phosphatase activity. Bases 309 to 1652 code for a protein of 447 amino acids. Gene Ontology annotation, biological process: protein dephosphorylation. The record is from RefSeq and is a predicted model, not a curated record. The transcript is spliced from 7 exons.
CCCUACCACGACGCGUACCCAAUAAUGCACCCAAUACGUUAGUGGAGAGCACGAACUCCGAGCGAUCCCAUUCUCUCUCCUCUCUCUCCCUCUACGCUUCUCCGAAUCCGUGGGCGCCUUCCUCCUCGAUCUCUUCGAUCCCUUUUUCCCCCUCCCCCAAUUCCUCCCUCGAUUUCGAAUCCCCCGUUCUCCGAUUAGGGCUCGGAGCGAUCGGAUCGCGAUGCCGUGAUCUGUAGAAGGGGGAAUGGAUUAGGGUUUUCCACUCCCUCACUACCUUCCACGUCGCCGCCCCCCCCCACUCCCCUGCCAUGGCCGCCGCCGCCGCCUCCGCCGCAGCCGCCGCCGGAGAGUCCUUCCCUCGGGAUCCGAGCGCUGCGGCGGCGGCGCCGCCGCCGCUGCUCCCCCUCGCCACCCUCAUCGGCCGCGAGCUCCGCGGCGGCGACCGGUCGGAGAGGCCCGCCGUCCGUUACGGGCACGCCGCGUUCGCCAAGCGCGGCGAGGACUACUUCCUCGUCAAGCCCGAUUGCCUCCGCGUCCCCGGGAACCCCUCCUCCUCCUUCUCCGUCUUCGCGAUCUUCGAUGGGCACAACGGGGUCUCCGCCGCCGUGUUCACGAAGGAGCACCUCUUGGACCACGUUCUAAGCGCGAUCCCUCAAGGGAUUAGUAGAGAGGAGUGGCUCCAAGCCCUGCCGCGUGCUCUCGUCGCUGGUUUCGUCAAGACCGACAUCGAUUUCCAGCGAAAAGGGGAAGUGUCGGGGACGACUGCGACGCUAGUCGUAAUUGAUGGGUUGACGGUGACGGUAGCUUCGGUUGGCGACUCUCGGUGCAUAUUGGAUACACAGGGAGGUCUGGUGUCUUUGCUCACUGUUGAUCAUCGGUUGGAGGAGAAUGUGGAAGAGAGGGAGAGGGUGACCGCCAGCGGAGGAGAGGUUGGAAGGCUCAAUCUUUGUGGGGGGCAGGAGGUUGGUCCACUUAGAUGCUGGCCGGGUGGAUUAUGCCUUUCUAGAUCGAUCGGAGAUACGGAUGUGGGGGAAUUCAUCGUUCCCAUACCGCAUGUUAAGCAAGUGAAGCUUUCUAGUGCUGGAGGAAGGCUUAUUAUUGCUUCCGAUGGCAUAUGGGAUGCUUUGUCAUCUGAAACGGCUGCCAAGGCUUGCCGAGGGUUGCCUGCAGAAAUUGCUGCAAAGCUUGUUGUUAAGGAAGCAUUGAGAACAAGUGGUUUGAAAGAUGACACAACUUGCCUUGUUGUUGAUAUCAUUCCAUCUGAUCAGUCCGUCCUACCUUCUUCUCCGAAGAAGAAUCAGAAUAAGUUGAGAUCACUUCUUUUCGGGAGGAGGUCACAGAACACUGUUGGUAAACUGAUGAACAGGCCUGCCUCUGUUGGAGCUGUGGAGGAACUUUUCGAAGAGGGCUCUGCAAUGCUUGAAGAAAGGUUGGGUAAAAACUUCCCAUCAAAAGCAAAUUCAGCGCCCUUUCGGUGCGCCAUAUGCCAAAUGGAUCAAACCCCAACUGAAGAUCUACCCGCCAAUUCGGGAACAUUCUUUUCACCCACAUCGAAGCCGUGGGAAGGCCCUUACCUUUGCUCCGACUGCAGGAGAAAGAAAGACGCCAUGGAGGGAAAACGCCCUAGCCGUGCAACGGUGUUGUCGAGGUGAAGAAAAAGCACUACUGGAAAUAUCUUUUAGUUCUUAUUCAUGGGAGUGUAACUAUCUUGUUGUUCUAGUGUGUUGUUGUUAUGUGUAAAGAGAGAGAAGGGCGAAUAAGCCGGUUUCUGUUCUUCGAAGGUUGUCAUUUCUAAUAUAUUGUUUGGUGAGACUAACUCCGAGAAAAAGGCCCUCUUCAUGUUUGUUGUAGCUUGACAACUAACCGGACCGCUAUGACAUUUGUAUGAAGAAUCAAUGUAAUAUUCAAUUAUUAUCGAGAAAAGAUCGUUUUGUUUGCCUAUG